Lottia gigantea (owl limpet) is the source of this 399-nucleotide messenger RNA. RefSeq lists its product as hypothetical. The transcript has a single exon. The annotation marks the transcript as partial. Lineage: Eukaryota; Metazoa; Mollusca; Gastropoda; Lottiidae. The record is from RefSeq and is a predicted model, not a curated record.
ACAGGUACCCUUAAACCAACUGUCAGUGAAGAAACAACUGUUACCGACAAACAUAAUGUAACCGAAGAACCAAACGUUACAAACGAACCAAAUUCUAGUGACAGACCGACUGUAAGUGAAAAACCUACCGUUAGUGAAAAACCGACCGUUAGUGAAAAACCGACUGUUAGUGAAAAACCGACCGUUAGUGAAAAACCGACCGUUAGUGAAAAAACGACCGUUAGUGAAAAACCGACUGUUAGUGAAAAAACGACCGUUAGUGAAAAACCAAAUGUUAGUGAAAAACCGGCCGUUAGUGAAAAACCGGCCGUUAGUGAAAAACCGACCGUUAGUGAUAAAACGACUGUUAGUGAUAAACCGACUGUUAGUGAUAAACCGACUGUUAGUGAAAAACCGACU